GUCUUGCUAAACUAUCUUUUUUCUGUAGAUAAGGCAUGUCGGAUCGGUGGGCGGCAGUUUUUCCGAUACAGUGCGUACAAGCCAAUCAUAGCAUUCUAUUAUCGCUCACCCCUGUACCUUCGGGGGUGUGUGGUUUAAUCCACCGAGAUUUUCGAAGUGGCAUUCAACUUCAGCUCACGACGGCCUCGAGACGAGCGUCCUAGAACCGGCUCAAUUGGCGUCAAUUCGACGAUAGGCGUCGUUCUCGCCAUCGAUAUCUAAGAAAAGUCUCUCAGACCUCAUUUUUGGGGUACUAUUGCACACAAUGGCGACCGCCAAUUCGCUUCGAUGCCUGAUGAGGCCGACUAUUCCCAGGGCUCCACGAAUUCAACCAGUCCUCCUCGCCCCAUUUUCAACUUCAAGCGCUGUUCUCGCCGUCUCAGCUCCUCCGGCAAUCAAGAGCCGUCGAGACCUUCCCCAGAAGGUCAAGAAAUCCUAUAAGAAACGUGCCAAUGUGACGCCUGUCCGAAAACCUCAGCCUGGCGAGCGAAAGGCCUUCCGAAAGCGCAUCCAGCUCAGCAACAACAGUGCUCUGCCUGUCACAGGCCUUGAAAAUUUGGAUGCCAGUAACAUGACCAAGGAUGAAAGUGCUGGAAAGAUGUUUGCCAUUCCUGAUCAGGUGGUGGAUCAUCUCCGUGCCCUCGAGGCUUUCAAGCCGACACAGACAUGGAACCUCUUCCGAAAACCCCACGUUCUGCAGCGCAAAGAGACAGUAGAGUUGAUGAAGAAGCUUGAGCUAUCGGCUAAGGAGAAGAAGGCUCUUAAGUGUGUGUUGACGGGUAGUAAGUUGUCUGGAAAGAGUAUGGCCAUACUACAAGCUAUGGCAUAUGCGCUUCUUAACAAUUGGGUGGUGUUUCAUAUCCCUGAAGGUCAGGAUCUGACCAACGGUAACACUGAAUACUCACCCAUUCCCGAGACUGAGCCAAUGCAAUUCUCUCAACCCAUCUAUUGUCUCAAGAUGAUCCAGAGUCUCUAUAGAGCUAACCGCGUCGUUCUUGAAAAGCUCAAUAUCGAGAAGGACUGGUCCAAGUUCACUAACCUCAAGGAGGGCGCUACCCUGGCUGAUCUGGCCCUCAGCGCAAAGGAGGCCGAGUACGCAUGGCCAACCCUCCUUGCCCUAUGGACUGAGCUCACCCUCCCUGGACGACCUCCUGUGCUCUUUGCCCUCGACGGUCUUGCCCACAUCAACAAGAUCAGUGAAUACAGGGACCCCUGGUUUAACGAGGUUCAUGCCCAUGAGUUGACUCUUGUGCGUCUCUUCAUUGACGCCCUAUCUGGCAAGGCUUCUCUCCCUAAUGGCGGUGCUGUCAUCGCCGCUACCUCAGAGAACAACUCCCAUCACCACCCCUCACAAGAGCUUGUUCUCUCACAGCUCGAGGCUGGCCAGGCUGGCCGCGAAAUUCCCAAGCCUGAUCCCUACGAGCGCAAGUACGACGAGCGUGUGUACGAGGCCCUCAAGAACAGCUGGGUUCUCCGUCUGGAGGGUAUCACAAAGGACGAGGCUCGUUCUUUGAUGGAGUACUGGGGCGCCAGCGGGCUGUUCCGCCAUGUUCUCAAUUCAAGGACAGUCUCUGAGAAGUGGACCGUGGGCGGCCACGGUAAUGUUGGUGAGAUGGAGCGUGCAGCGUUGAUGCAAAUGAGGCUGUAAAUGUAUUCUAGAAAUGUACAAUACUGGUGUUUGAAACCCAAAAUAGGCAAUACUUCAUUGCAAAGCAUUUGUCUUACAGGAACGAUUAGUGCUUUAUGCCUUUGAAUCACAGCUGAUUCAUUGGUUGGUG
Fusarium redolens is the source of this 1817-nucleotide messenger RNA. RefSeq names its product mitochondrial ribosomal death-associated protein 3-domain-containing protein. The record is from RefSeq and is a predicted model, not a curated record. The transcript is spliced from 2 exons. NCBI's taxonomy places the organism in Eukaryota, Fungi, Ascomycota, Sordariomycetes, Hypocreales, Nectriaceae. Gene Ontology annotation, molecular function: structural constituent of ribosome. The coding region runs from base 305 to 1687 and encodes 460 amino acids. Gene Ontology annotation, cellular component: mitochondrial small ribosomal subunit.